Halichondria panicea is the source of this 1018-nucleotide messenger RNA. RefSeq lists its product as uncharacterized. NCBI's taxonomy places the organism in Eukaryota, Metazoa, Porifera, Demospongiae, Suberitida, Halichondriidae. Bases 103 to 825 code for a protein of 240 amino acids. The transcript has 5 exons. The record is from RefSeq and is a predicted model, not a curated record.
AUUAUCAGAUGCAAAAUGCAUUCCAUAAAAGCAUUAGCUGUGUACGUGUAGGGGCGUACUGAAGCUACACACAACGUAUAGGUACUCUAAACUUACAGUAGUAUGCAGGCUUUAGCAGCAAAAGCAGCCAAAAAGGCUGUUGAAAAAGAGGUCAAGAACACACUAAAGGAUACAUUACCAACUAAAGGUCCCAAGGUCCGAGGUGGGGAAGGCAAAGCUGGAGGAUGUUGCCACAAAUGCUGCAAAAGUGUAGGUGGAACAGAUCCAUGGAGACAGGCAAUUUGUUGGGUGAUGAUCUCCCUCAUUGUAAUCACUGUAAUUAUGUUCUUUGGCGGAGGAUUACUAGUGGGGCCAGCUAAAACAGCCACCGGUAGUCCUUGUGGAGUCACACUAACUAUACCUAUUUUCAAUAAAGACGCCUACAUCUGGUUUCUUAAGUCCACAGGCAUCCUGGUGUUUGUCAUGAUAUUUGUCUCUUUCAUCUACUGCUGCUCUUUACUCGCUGUCUGCUGUGGAGACUUCCCCAAAUCAAUUAGAAUCUGCGGUAUUAUCGGAUUCUUUAUAGCCGGUCUCGGGAUCACUGUCUACUCGGCAUGGGUUGCCAUGGGAACGUAUUUUGUGAUAAAAGUUCACAGCGGAGCCCCGAUAUGUCGGAAUACUAUAGUGUAUGUUGUGAUACUGUAUGUGUAUCUCGUUGUACUGUUGCUGGUGGGAGUGGUUGUGGGGUGCUGGAAGUGUAAAGAGAUGGUGGGCGGGAUAAAAUCAAGACGAAAGGGAAAGACAAAGUACCAGAAACUACCACAGAAAGAUCCGGACAAUCCUUAGUCACUCAUUUUGUGUUGUGUACUAGUCAGAUUGCAACAUGUUCAUACUUGUAAUUUGAUACUGCCACACCAUCAUCAUUUUUUCACCGGAAUUCACUGCAGUAGCAUAUGUGUAUGUGUACAUCUGUGGUCAUUUGAUACUGUACAUUUGCAAUGAUUCUAUCACAUUUCACAUGAAUUGUCCCUUAACUACA